Molecule: messenger RNA, 588 nt
Organism: Coniosporium apollinis CBS 100218
Lineage: Eukaryota; Fungi; Ascomycota; Dothideomycetes
Exons: 1
Coding region: 1-588 (195 amino acids)
Source: RefSeq, a predicted model, not a curated record
AUGCAUUUCAACGCCUUCAUUACCGCCCUCUCCGCCUCCGCCUCUAUCAUGACUCUCACAAACGCUGCACCCUUCGGUGUCUCCGAGCGGUCAGUCAUCUGCCCAUCAGGCACAUCUUACUAUCCAGCGGGUAGCUGCAACAGUGGCUUCGUAGGCUGCGCAACCCUUGCCCAGUACUCCUCCGCCUGCCCUGGAGCCCGUCGCUUCUACAAUGACUGCGGACCCAACGGAGACCUCGGCUCCUAUUACAACUGCGCCAACGGCUUCAAGGGCUGCACCACAGACCGCAAUGUGUGCAACCCCGCGACUCCUCAAACCACACCACCCGCUCCCGAUAAGAAGAACACUCCUACAGACCCGACAAAGCCCAGAGAUCCCAAGCCACCCACCACUGGCAAAUGCCCCUCAGGCACCUGGUACGUGCGCGAGAACGACUGCGACAGCGGCUUCGUUGGGUGCACCGACAGCGGCGCCAUCUGUCCAGGCCCCAAGCGCUUCUGGGGCAGCUGUCCCACGGGUCACGGCAACUACUAUGUCUGCGCCAGCGGCUUCAAGGGCUGCACGACCGAUGCUUCGAUUUGCAACUGA